This is a messenger RNA of Andrographis paniculata, 2137 nucleotides long. Its product is annotated as sucrose transport protein SUC4. The record is from RefSeq and is a predicted model, not a curated record. Bases 237 to 1754 code for a protein of 505 amino acids. Gene Ontology annotation, cellular component: plasma membrane; vacuole. Gene Ontology annotation, biological process: sucrose transport; transmembrane transport. Lineage: Eukaryota; Viridiplantae; Streptophyta; Magnoliopsida; Lamiales; Acanthaceae. Gene Ontology annotation, molecular function: sucrose:proton symporter activity. The transcript has 5 exons.
GGCCUUCGGUAGGAAAGCACUUUUAGCGGCGGAAUAUAGUAAUGAGUGAGGUAGUAGUGGAGAACAAGGCCGAAUCCUAUAGCGGCAGCCUAAGCGGUUUUCGCUCAUUGGGCCACCACUCUGCUCUCCAUUCCCCGAGGAGCGUCCCCCUCACGCGUCCCUCCGGCAACCCAAUCUUGCCUCUGUUUUGCUUCAGCUGAGGCGGAGGCGGAGGAGGAGGUAGUGUUAGACGGAGUAUGCCUACUCCACAAUCGGAGAGGCGGCCGCCGCGGCAAGUUCGGCAAUCACCGGGCGGUCCUGGGGCGUCGGCUCGCCCUACUAAGGUGAAAUUGAGGACUCUGCUUCGCGUGGCGUCGGUUGCCGGCGGAAUUCAGUUCGGAUGGGCGUUGCAAUUGUCGCUGCUCACGCCGUAUGUGCAGGAGCUCGGAAUACCGCAUGCCUGGGCGAGCAUCAUCUGGCUGUGCGGUCCGCUGUCCGGUCUCUUCGUGCAGCCGAUCGUCGGACACGUCAGUGACCGCUGUACCAGCCGAUUUGGCCGCCGCCGGCCGUUUAUACUUGCAGGAGCAGUUUCUAUCGUUGUUGCCGUGCUCGUUGUCGGUUUUUCCGCCGACAUAGGUUGGCUCUUCGGCGAUCGUGGACAGAUUAAAAUUCGCGCUAUCGUAGCGUUCGUCUUCGGUUUCUGGAUCCUCGAUGUCGCUAACAAUAUGACGCAGGGGCCUUGCCGUGCACUCCUCGCUGAUCUAACGGAAAAGGACCAUAGGAGAACUCGAGUGGCGAAUGCAUAUUUUUCCCUAUUCAUGGCUGUUGGCAACAUACUUGGAUAUGCUACUGGAUCCUACAGUAACUGGUUCAAGAUUUUUCCCUUCACACUUACUCAGGCCUGUGCAGUUAACUGUGCUAAUCUGAAGUCGGCAUUCAUUAUUGAUACUAUUUUUAUUAUAGCUACUACUUUUAUUAGCUUGUCUGCCGCCAACGAACUGCCCCUCACUUCUCAUAGUAUCUCAUCUCAUUCUGGUGAAGAAACUUCUCGAAGUUCUUCUGAGCACGAAGCUUUUAUGUGGGAACUAUUUGGAACUUUUAAAUAUCUCCCAGGCGUUGUUUGGGUGAUUCUUCUCGUUACUGCCUUGACAUGGAUUGGGUGGUUUCCUUUUCUUCUUUUUGACACUGAUUGGAUGGGGCGGGAAAUAUAUGGUGGUGAGCCAAAUGUUGGGAAAAGGUAUGCUGAUGGAGUUAGAAUGGGUUCACUUGGUUUGAUGUUGAACUCUGUGGUGCUUGGGAUCACAUCGGUAUUUAUGGAAAAGCUCUGUCGAAAAUGGGGUGCUGGUUUCACUUGGGGCAUUUCAAAUAUUCUAAUGUCUCUUUGUUUCGUCGGAAUGCUCAUUAUUACCGCUAUCAGGAGCAGUUUGAAUAUAGGCUUCAAUCCUCCCCCAGAUGGCAUUGUCAUAGCGUCGUUAAUCGCAUUCACUGUUCUUGGUAUCCCAUUAGCUAUAACAUAUAGUGUUCCAUAUGCAUUGGUAUCCACACGUAUAGAAGCUUUGGGCCUUGGCCAAGGGUUGUCUAUGGGAGUUUUGAAUCUGGCGAUUGUAAUUCCACAGGUUAUCGUGUCAGUUGGCGCCGGUCCAUGGGAUGAGCUAUUUGGUGGCAGCAACUCCCCUGCCUUCGUAAUUGCAGCAUUGGCUGCAUUCAUUGGCGGGCUUAUUGCCAUCCUGGCAAUUCCCAGAACAAGAGUCGACAAACCCAGAAUGCACCAUUAGAUUUAACAUGAUCCACCUUCAAAGUUUCUGGCAAUGAAAAAAUAAAAAAGACAUAUAGAAAGAGUUGGUGCAUGAGAAUAAAGAGUUAGAAGACAAUCUUCGAUAUGUACACGUCAUAUAAUACCAGUGCCAGUGCCGCGGUACUGCAAGGGAUUGGCAGCAACAAAGAUUGCAGAAAAUGGCCAUAUGAAAAGAAUGGAAAUAGACAAGGUCCUUGGCAGUCAUGUGAAUGAAGUAAGUUUCUUUUCCUUCGUAUUAUCUAUUUUUGGUUUCUUCUCUAUGCCACAAAAAAUGUUAAGAUACAUACAUAUGUUAUAUGUACAUAAUCAAAUGUGAAAAUACUAUAGCUAGUUGUAGUGUUGAGUUUUCAAUUUUCGGUUCUA